AUGCAACGUCUUUCACCUUCAAAAUUUCGAGCUUCUAAUGGCAUAUUAAAAUCUUUGGCGACACCCCUCCUGGAAACACGGCAUUUAUCGAUACCACAAUGCAGAACAAGGGAUGAGCUUCGCCAAUCUUUCCGUGGAAUAAGCUCUGCAACAAAACCAGCAUAUGAAGGCCACAUACCUCUCAGUUGGUUUGAAAACGCGUUUCUGGCAGUGGGAUCAGCCUUCGUGUCGUUGGCAGAUCCGCGUAGAGGAGACAUGAUUGCUGCACUUGGAGAAACUACCGCCGGCCCCAGCCUUCCACGUUUGAGGGAUCGAAUGUUAGCGAGUCCUGAAGGCCGCAAAGUCCUGAAAGACAGACCACGCGUCAAUUCAUCUACGGUCGAUAUGAACAAACUAGCGCAAUAUCCAGAAGGGUCUUUUGGACGAGCCUAUGUGACUUGGCUAGAAAGAUGUGGGGUCACACCUGACACUCGCGCCCCGGUAAAAUACAUUGACGAUCCUGAACUUGCUUAUGUUAUGCAGAGAUAUCGUGAAUGUCACGAUUUCUAUCACUGCAUCUGCAACUUGCCUGUCAACGUCGAGUCGGAACUGGCCCUCAAAUACUUUGAAUUUGCCAAUCUGGGACUGCCAAUGACCGCUAUUUCUGCUUUGUUUGGGCCUCUACGGUUAACGGCACAGAAGAGGUCCAGACUGUUCUCUGAAUACGUACCAUGGGCCCUUAAAUGUGGAGGAAGUGCGCAGAGUCUCAUUACAGUCUAUUGGGAAAAGCGAUGGUCAGAAAACAUAGAAGACAUGAAGAAGGAGUUUGGUAUCUGGGACCCACCGGAAGCACGCUGGAGCAAGCCCUUGAGCGAGGCUAAGGCCGCUGCAGAGAAGAGGCAACAAGCUGCUGCCUCAGAAUCUGGGCCCUAA
This is a messenger RNA of Psilocybe cubensis, 912 nucleotides long. RefSeq lists its product as uncharacterized. Gene Ontology annotation, cellular component: mitochondrial inner membrane; mitochondrion. Gene Ontology annotation, biological process: ubiquinone biosynthetic process. The transcript has 3 exons. Lineage: Eukaryota; Fungi; Basidiomycota; Agaricomycetes; Agaricales; Agrocybaceae. The record is from RefSeq and is a predicted model, not a curated record. Bases 1 to 912 code for a protein of 303 amino acids.